Vicia villosa (hairy vetch) is the source of this 761-nucleotide messenger RNA. Its product is annotated as MLP-like protein 28. The coding region runs from base 56 to 526 and encodes 156 amino acids. Gene Ontology annotation, biological process: defense response. The transcript has 2 exons. NCBI's taxonomy places the organism in Eukaryota, Viridiplantae, Streptophyta, Magnoliopsida, Fabales, Fabaceae. The record is from RefSeq and is a predicted model, not a curated record.
CAUAUGUUUUCCUCACAUCAACCUUUCUCUCUUCUCUCGUUUUUCAUCCCAAGAAAUGGUGCUGUUUGGUAAACUUAUUACUGAACUUGGGAUCAAAACACCUGCUAACAAGUUCUUCAAACAAUUUGCAUCAGAACUUCACGAAGUUCAAAACGUUUGUGAAAAAGUUCAUCAUACCAAGCUGCAUGAAGGUGAAGACUGGCAUCACACUGAUACAGUUAAACACUGGACAUUAAUCAUAGAUGGUGAGAUACUAACAUGUCACGAGAGUAUUGAAGAAGUUGAUGAACAAAACAAAAAAAUGAUUUGGAAGAUCUUUGGUGGAGAUAUUGAAAAGCACUAUAAGGCCUUUAAGAUCAUCCUUGAAGUAACUGAUAAGGUUGAUGGUACUGCUGUUACUAAAUGGACGGUUGAAUAUGAGAAAAUCAAUGAGGAAGUUCACCCUCCAAAUGGAUGGAUGGAGUAUCUUAGUAAAUGCACUCGAGAUAUUGAUGUUCAUAUUUCCAAAGCAAGGGUUGCUCUAUAAGUCAUGAAGAGAUGUUGUAUCUUAGCAAAUGGAAGAAAUAAGUAAGCAACUAUAUGAGGUUGGCUUAAGUAAGUGUUCGCCUAUAAAUUAAAUAUGUGUGAUGUUGUAAUGACAUAUUGCUGUGUAUGCAUAUUGAAUUCUGUUGUUCAGGUGUUUUGUAUGUCUUUUUAAGAGUACCUCUUAAACUGUGUGUGAUGCAUAUCAAUAAAAAGGGAAGACUAUUUGUAUUCUUGAA